This is a messenger RNA of Microtus oregoni (creeping vole), 2960 nucleotides long. RefSeq names its product cyclin-dependent kinase 20-like. NCBI's taxonomy places the organism in Eukaryota, Metazoa, Chordata, Mammalia, Rodentia, Cricetidae. The record is from RefSeq and is a predicted model, not a curated record. Bases 183 to 1244 code for a protein of 353 amino acids. Gene Ontology annotation, cellular component: nucleus. Gene Ontology annotation, molecular function: cyclin-dependent protein serine/threonine kinase activity; ATP binding. Gene Ontology annotation, biological process: protein phosphorylation. The transcript is spliced from 10 exons.
AGGGUUCCCGGAAAGGUGUUGUCUAGCGGGGAUCAGAUUCCCGACAGAGCUCAGCGCGGGUCUUUCCUGUCACGUGCUGCACGGAGCCGCGGCUAGACUCGUUAUUGCUAGGCAACGGCUUGCACGCUUUGUCCGGUGCUGCAUCCUAGCUGUCUAGGAGGAUCUGGGCGCCGCAGGCGGACAUGGACCAGUACUGCAUCCUCGGUCGCAUCGGGGAGGGCGCCCACGGCAUCGUAUUCAAAGCCAAGCACGUAGAGACUGGAGAGAUCGUUGCCCUCAAGAAGGUGGCCCUGCGGCGGCUGGAGGAUGGCAUUCCUAACCAGGCCCUAAGGGAAAUCAAGGCUCUGCAGGAGAUCGAGGACAGUCAGUAUGUGGUACAGCUGAAAGCCGUGUUCCCACAUGGUGCAGGAUUUGUGCUGGCCUUCGAGUUUAUGCUGUCAGACCUGGCAGAGGUGGUGCGCCAUGCCCAGAGGCCCCUGGCCCCAGCACAGGUCAAGAGCUACCUGCAGAUGCUGCUCAAAGGUGUUGCAUUUUGCCACGCCAACAACAUUGUGCAUCGGGACCUGAAGCCUGCCAACCUGCUCAUCAGUGCCUCAGGCGAGCUCAAGAUCGCGGACUUUGGCCUGGCCCGGGUCUUCUCUCCAGAUGGUGGUCGCCUCUACACACAUCAAGUGGCCACCAGGUGGUACCGAGCCCCUGAGCUCCUGUAUGGUGCCCGGCAGUACGACCAGGGCGUCGACCUAUGGGCUGUGGGCUGCAUUAUGGGAGAACUGUUGAAUGGGUCCCCCCUGUUCCCGGGAGAGAAUGACAUCGAGCAACUUUGCUGUGUGCUUCGCAUCCUGGGCACGCCCAGCCCUCGAGUCUGGCCGGAGAUCACAGAGCUGCCUGACUACAACAAGAUCUCCUUCAAGGAGCAGGCACCGGUGCCCCUUGAGGAGGUGCUGCCUGAUGCCUCUCCCCAGGCCUUGGACCUGCUGGGCCAGUUCCUCCUCUACCCUCCACACCAGCGUAUUGCAGCCUCCCAGGCCCUUCUGCAUCAGUACUUCUUCACAGCUCCUCUGCCUGCCCAUCCCUCUGAGCUGCCAGUUCCUCAGCGCCCAGGAGGACCUGCACCGAAGGCUCACCCAGGCCCCCCUCAUGUCCAUGACUUCCAUGUGGACCGUCCUCUUGAGGAGUCACUGCUGAACCCAGAGCUGAUUCGGCCCUUCAUCCCAGAGGGACUCUUAAGAGCUACAAGAAACUAAUGGGUGACAACUUGUGUCUGGACGCUGUUUGGAAACAAAGGCCAGAAGAGGGAGCCACCAUGUCGUUGCUGGGAAUUGAACUCAGUGUCUCUGGAAGAGUUCUUAACCACUGAGCCAUCUCUCCAGCCCCUAUAUCCUAUACUUUUGAUUGUAUAAAACAUCUUAAACAUUUUGUGAUCAGUAGUCAUAAAUUCCAGGUUUUCUGGGACUGGGGACUUGUUUGUUUACAAAUGUGUCCUCAGAGAGAGGGCAGCAGCAGCUGGAGCUGCAGGGCCAGGGGCAGAGAAGACCAUACAACACUCACCAACACACUGGCAUUUGAAGCAUUUUCAAUCUUAAGAUAUAUUUUUAUGUCCAGCAUGUAACCCUUGACCAUAGAAAGAAAAGCUUGUAACUCUUUUUUUUGGGGGGGGGGGGAAGGCUAUGAAGUUAUUUUAUAUUUUGUAGCUAACCCUGGCCAGAUAGAGAAUUUUUCUUCCGUGGUGCCUGAACAAAGGCUGAGGUUAGGAAUCUGUGCAGAGUUAAUUAUUGUCCCCGGUACUCCAGUUAAAUUACUCUGCACUAUUUACCUUGGCUCAAUAAAUUGUACAGCUGGCUACAUGUUCUAGUAAAUAAGAUUGUAUUCUUUUUUGUUUUGUUUUUCAAGACAGGGUUUCUUUGUGUAAUAGUCCUAGAUGUUGUGGAACCCACUUGUAGACCAGGCUGGCCUUGAACUCAAAAAGAUCCAAGUGCUGGGAUUAAAGGUGUGCACUACCACCGCCCAGCUAAGAUUGUAUUCUUUUGGUAAUAGUUUACCUUAAAAUCCAAUUAGCAAAGCACCUGGCCUGAUCUAAAAGCUACUUUAAAGUUUUAUAUCAGUUGAUAGUGUGUGGCUAUCUUGGCAGCUGGGGAAAUUACAGUGUUUUCUUAAGCUGUACUCUAGUUCCACUCUUAAUGGAAGCUUAGAACUUCUGACUUGGGCAGCAUUUGUUUUAUUCAUGAAAACUCGGUAUAGGUUAACAGUAUUAAUACUAAUUGGAUAAUACAGCUAAGGCAGAACCAUCUUCUUGACAAUUCAUAGAUAAAAAUGCCCAGUAGAUAAAGAAUGUAUUCAUGCGAUACACACACACACACACACACACAUACACACGCACACACGCACACGCACACACACACACACAGGCUAGGGAAAGAAUGCAUUUAGCACAUUUAAAAUUAUAGGGAGAAACAUCAGAUAUUCUGGCGUCUGUAUUUCUUGCAGGUCUUGCAAGGCACAUUUCCUCCAUCAGAAAUUAAUUCUGGUUGGUUGACACCUUGAAUAUUAAUUGCUCCUGUAAUAAAUGAUAAAGGCUCUCUGCCAGAAUGACCCUGAACUCAUCCUGCGGCCAGUGCAGGUGUGAACUACUGAUUCUGGAUUCUGCAGUGCUGAGGAUUGAAUCCAGAGUUCAAUGUCUGGUGCAUGUCGGACAUUUCAACCCUUUGAGGACUCAACAAGGCCUUAAUGUGGUGUGGGAGGUCCUUCUGACUAUGUGUUGCUUUCAUUGGUUAAUAAAGGAACUGCUUGGGCUAUAGCAGAGCUGUAGGGGAACAGAGCUAGGAAGGGAAAAAUAAAUGGAAUGCUGGGAAGAAGAGGUAGGGAGAGACACCAUGGAGCCACCGGAGUCAGACGUGCUGAGUCUUUGCCAUUAAGCCACUGCCAUGUGGCGAUAUACAGAUUAAUAGAAAUGGGUUAAAUUA